Naegleria lovaniensis is the source of this 834-nucleotide messenger RNA. RefSeq lists its product as uncharacterized. The record is from RefSeq and is a predicted model, not a curated record. Lineage: Eukaryota; Heterolobosea; Eutetramitea; Acrasida; Naegleriidae. The transcript has a single exon. The coding region runs from base 1 to 834 and encodes 277 amino acids.
AUGACCAAUCUCAACUACACAAUGGGAAAGAAGAAUAACCGUAACAACAGUGGCAAUUCUUCACAACAACGCUCUGCUCGUAACAAUCACACUAUGGGAAAGAAGGAUAACCGUAACAAUGGUCAGUCCUUCUUUUCAAAGGCUCCAAAUACUCAUUGGAGAAGUUCUGGUGUAUCUUCCACUAGUUCAAACGGCGGCAUUGGAAGAAACAACCCGUCUUCCCAUCCUUCAGACCGUUCUCAAUUCGAAAAGAGUCCAAUUCCAAAGGACUCUCUUGUUGAACUCAUGGCAGUGAAAGAUGUUAAACAACUUGUGAUUGUCAAGGGAGUCAUUACAGAGGUCUAUCCUGAGGCUUUUGCAUAUGCUUUAUCUGACCACACCUCCACCAUUCGUGUGGAAAUACGUCCAGAUGAUGCUAAGAAAGCAGACGACAAUGAGAACCGGUUGGAAGUUGGUACUCGGGUGCAAUUAAUGGUUAACAGGGAAAACAAAAUUGAUUUUAUUUGUUGCUCGUCUGAAGAUUCUUGCAAGAUCUUGGGGAAUGUCCUCUUGGAGAAUGACCACUUGGAGAAGGAUCGCGCGUUGGUAUCUUCUGAUUCUGUUGAUCCCUCUACAAUGCUCGUUGAGGGAUGUGGUCUUUUAAUUUAUGUGAAACCUCUCUCGAGCUUUAUUCUCAUCAAAGGGUAUCCUCACGAAGUUGGUGCUCUUUAUUAUGCUGCUCGCUAUGAUAAAAUAAGGGAAGAUCUUGUUGAGGAACAAAUGAGUCGAUUGCCCGUGGGCAUGAUCACCAAUUUGGAGGAGAGCAUCGACAAGAAGUAUAAAACAGUGCUGUGA